This is a messenger RNA of Anisakis simplex (herring worm), 141 nucleotides long. The record is from the annotation of a GenBank genome assembly. NCBI's taxonomy places the organism in Eukaryota, Metazoa, Nematoda, Chromadorea, Rhabditida, Anisakidae.
AUGGUUGGUGAUGGAAUCAACGAUAGUCCCGCACUGGCAAGCGCAGAUGUUGGCAUUGCGAUUGCAGCUGGUUCGGAUGUUGCCAUCGAAAGUGCCGGAAUUGUACUGGUCAAGGUUAGCGUUGAGGUUUUGUUGUCAUAA